Molecule: messenger RNA, 408 nt
Organism: Penicillium cosmopolitanum
Lineage: Eukaryota; Fungi; Ascomycota; Eurotiomycetes; Eurotiales; Aspergillaceae
Exons: 1
Coding region: 1-408 (135 amino acids)
Source: RefSeq, a predicted model, not a curated record
AUGAUAUAUAGACACUUGGGCAGAGACCAAGGAUCUGGCUCCCUUCAAUGGACUCGGAGGAUUGAACUUGAAGGGAUUUUUGGGUGGGUUCCAGUGCCUGGGCCCAGCCCUUCGGUAUGCCUAGAACUCGAUGAACUCUUUGGUGAAGAUGCAGAGAUUGCAAAGGAGAUUAUCAGAGAUUGGCUAGCAGAGGCGUGGUACGAAUAUCUUCGCUGCUUUGAACUGACCAAGCGUCUUGAGAAGAGGGAAUAUGGGAAAAAAUCCUUCUUCUACCGCAUCGAAAACGGCAUGCUUGUAGAUGAUCCUGAACUAGAACUUCUGCCCGAUGAGAUGGUGCACGCAUCUGUUGAAAGCGAGUUGUUGAGCGUGCAGUUCCCUGCCCCCGAGGCAGAGGCGGGUGAUGUCUAG